Molecule: messenger RNA, 1641 nt
Organism: Strongylocentrotus purpuratus (purple sea urchin)
Lineage: Eukaryota; Metazoa; Echinodermata; Echinoidea; Camarodonta; Strongylocentrotidae
Product: protein FAM47A-like
Exons: 3
Coding region: 1-1641 (546 amino acids)
Source: RefSeq, a predicted model, not a curated record
AUGACAUAUUCAGAGGCUUCAUUAUCUUGUGACUCUAUUGGUGGAGAAGUUGUUGUUUUCAACAGCUUCGAUGAGAUGGUAGAAGUCGGUGAUUCAGAUUACGUAUCACAACAUAUGAUAAGCAAGGUGGGAAACAACUAUUUAUUAUGGGUUGGCUGUACGGACCAGGCCGUAGAGGGAACAUUCGAGUGUGAAGACAGUACGCAGCUAGCCCUCAACAGUGCCUUGUGGCAAAGUGGAGAGCCAACCAGCGCUGGUUCCGGAGGAGGCAGCAUUGACUGUGUUUACUAUUUGAGUCUAUUACUCAAAACCCGACAACUGCGACUCCCCAAGAAACUACCGCCCAAGACCCGACAACUCAGACUUAUCAACAGACAACCACCCAAGACCCGACAACUCAGACUCCUCAACAGACUACCGCCCAAGACCCGACAACUCAAACUCCUCAACAAACUACCGCCCAAGACCCGACAACACAGACUCCUCAACAGACUACCGCCCAAGACCCGACAACUCAAACUCUUCAACAAACUACCGCCCAAGACCCGACAACUAAGACUCAUCAACAGCCUACCACCCAAGACCCGACAACUCAUACUCCUCAACAGACUACUGCCCAAGACCCGACAACUCGAACUCCUCAACAGACUACCGCCCAAGACCCGACAACUCAAACUCUUCAACAAACUACCGCCCAAGACCCGACAACACAGACUCCUCAACAGACUACCGCCCAAGACCCGACAACUCAAACUCUUCAACAAACUACCGCCCAAGAUCCGACAACUGAGACUCAUCAACAGCCUACCACCCAAGACCCGACAACUCAGACUCCUCAACAGACUACCGCUCAAGACCCGACAACUCAAACUCUUCAACAAACUACCGCCCAAUACCCGACAACUAAGACUCAUCAACAGCCUACCACCCAAGACCCGACAAGUCAGACUCCUCAACAGACUACCGCCCAAGACCCGACAACUCGAGCUCCUCAACAGACUACCGCCCAAGACCCGACAACUAAAACUCUUCAACAAACUACCGCCCAAGACCCGACAACACAGACUCCUCAACAGACUACCGCCCAAGACCCGACAACUCAAACUCUUCAACAAACUACCGCCCAAGAUCCGACAACUAAGACUCAUCAACAGCCUACCACCCAAGACCCGACAACUCAGACUCCUCAACAGACUACCGCUCAAGACCCGACAACUCAGACUCCUCUACAAACUACUGCCCAAUACUCGACAACUAAAACUCUUCAACAAACUACCGCCCAAGACCCGACAACACAGACUCCUCAACAGACUACCGCCCAAGACCCGACAACUCAAACUCUUCAACAAACUACCGCCCAAGAUCCGACAACUAAGACUCAUCAACAGCCUACCACCCAAGACCCGACAACUCAGACUCCUCAACAGACUACCGCUCAAGACCCGACAACUCAGACUCCUCUACAAACUACUGCCCAAUACUCGACAAUUCAGACUCCCCGACAAAUUACCGCCAAAGACUCAUCAGCUCAGGCUCCUACACAAACUACUAGCCAAGUAUCGGCCACCCAAAGUCCUGCAAAAAAUCCCAACAAAGUCUCAACCACUCAGACUCCAACCAAAUCAAGCGUAUUCGCCCUAG